This is a messenger RNA of Cuscuta europaea, 352 nucleotides long. Lineage: Eukaryota; Viridiplantae; Streptophyta; Magnoliopsida; Solanales; Convolvulaceae. The record is from the annotation of a GenBank genome assembly.
AGAGCUGCGGCUGAAGGAGGCCAGAGAAGACGGGAAGGCCGAGGGCAGGGCUGAGGCCGAGAGGGUUGCGGCCGAGGAGAGAAAACAAGCUGCCGAGGACGCCGAGAAGGCCAAAGCUGAAGCUGCUGCCAAAGCCCGAGAAGAGGCCAUUGCUGGGUUCACCUCCGAGGGCUGGAAAGCCGAGGGCCAGAGCGAGUGGGUGGCUUCUGUGGUGAAGGCCUCGAUCGAGGAGUGGGUGAGGGGCCCCGGGCUCGACUGGAUGAAUGAGAGGGGUGACACCUACUAUCAAGCUGGCGAGUUCUUCACCCAGCACCUGGUUUACCGGAGGCUCGCCCGGCAUUUUGGCACCUCC